Molecule: messenger RNA, 1651 nt
Organism: Spinacia oleracea (spinach)
Lineage: Eukaryota; Viridiplantae; Streptophyta; Magnoliopsida; Caryophyllales; Amaranthaceae
Product: GDSL lipase
Exons: 5
Coding region: 240-1337 (365 amino acids)
Biological process (GO): lipid metabolic process
Molecular function (GO): lipase activity
Source: RefSeq, a predicted model, not a curated record
GAAUUACAAACACUUCUUUUACAACUUUCCGGUGACCCGGCCUGCGCCAUCGCGCCCAAGUUGCACCUCACCGAGUCACCUCACAUUCCCACGUCCUAACAAAACAAAAACGUGCACCUCAAUAUGUUCCUCAAUUUGGUGUACUACAAUACGGAGUACUUGACCUUACCAAUUACAGAGUACAGCCGCCAAGAAAUAAAACAAAUAGAUGCACAAACUUACCAACUUUGACUUUCUUCAUGGCAACCGCAUUGUUGCUGUACGCAACACUAGUCUUUGUCUCUCUUACCACCUCCUAUGCCAAAGAUAAACCUCCCCUUUAUGUAUUCGGCGAUUCUCUUUUCGACGCCGGUAUGACUUUGUACACCGGCGUCGACGGAGAUGGUGCUGAGUUUUGGCCUUACGGUCAGACUUACUUCAAUAAGCCUUCUGGCAGGUAUUGUGAUGGUCGUGUAAUCCCGGAUUUCUUAGCUCAAUUUGCAGGUUGGCCACAUUUGAGGACAUAUUUGCAACCAGGGCCUAAGAAUUAUUCCCAAGGAAUCAAUUUUGCUGCUGCAAGUGCUUGUGUGCUUGUUGAAACUCGUCCCGGCAAGAUAAAUUUGGCAUUGCAGAUGUAUUACUUUGUCCAAAUGGUGCGAAAACUGAAGCAGCAAGUUGGAAAGUUAGAGGCCAAUAAGCUACUAUCCAAAGCAGUAUACUUGAUUGACAUUGGAGGAAAUGACUAUUUUAGCCUUUUCGACCCCAUUACGUCAGGCACAAGACGGCUUCCUCCGCUUCCUCUCUCACUUCGUAUGAAAAAGGACUACAUAAAUGAGAUACUUGGUGAACUCACCACCCACAUUUAUACACUGUACAACAAAGGGGGAAGGAAGUUCGUAUUCCCAAACAUUGGUCCUCUAGGGUACUUCCCUUCAAUGAAGGUCCUUUGCAUGCUACGAUCUGAACCAAGCUGUGUAGAGGAUCUACACGAGCUAGCCAGGAUGCACAACACUGCAUUUUCUGCACUAGCUAAACGAUUGCAAACCCGACUACCAGGGUUCAAGUACUCAAUAUAUGAUUUCUACACCGGCGUACAACUCCGUGUCAUAAAUGCUCACAGAUUUGGUUUCAAGGAAAGUAGAACAGCUUGUUGUGGAAGUGGACCUUUCAAUGGUGACUUCACUUGCCAGAAACUAGAACAUAGUUUCACUGUUUGUAGCAAUCCAAACGAUUAUCUGUGGUUUGAUGCAGGGCAUCCUACCGAGAGAGCUAACGAGCAAUUCGCGAUUGAAAUUUGGUCGGGAGGAUCCAACGUUGUAGCUCCUUACAACUUGCAUACUUUAUUGUCCAUGACUUGAAUCAAAGCUAGCUACUCAAACAGCUUGUAACAAUGGAUAAAACCUUUUAGUGAUACUCCCUCUAUUUGACAAUAAUAGUACGUCACACAAGGUACUACUUUUAGCAUGUGCCAAAAAAAGAAGUCACAUUGCUCGGAGUAGUAGUGGUUUUAGGUUGAUUUGAGGGUAAGUAUGAGAAUAGUCCAACAAUUGUAAAGGGCAUGUUAAAUUGUGUCAUUAUUCAUUAUUAUGUCGUGUUAAAUAGGAGCGUUACAGAACUAGUAUAAUAUUUUCGGACAAAAAUUAUUUUUUAUUGGAAAAUUACUUUUUCUGUG